UAAUUACCAAAACACAAAUGGCAAUAUGGCUGCCACCGGGCGACUCGUGUCAAGGUUGGCGAUGGUGACGGGUGGCGGCAGUGGGAUUGGUCGUGCGGUUUGCCAUCGCCUGGCCUCCGAGGGCGCCUCAGUUGUGGUCGCUGACGUCAACGAGGCGUCUGCCAAUGAGACACUUCAAAGUCUGCCCGGUGACCUCAGGGGUCAGGCCCACAUGGCUGUGGCGGCAGACGUGGCAUCAAAAGAGAGCAUUAAAAACGUGCUCACAAGUAUCCAAGCUCGCUACUUCCAGCCGCCCUCAGUGUGCGUGAACGCGGCAGGCAUCACCAUGGAUAACUUUCUACUCGACAUGGAGGAAAAUGACUUUGACACGGUGGUUCAGGUCAACCUAAAAGGCUCCUUUUUGGUUAUUCAGGCUGUCGCUCAGGCCCUGGUAGCCUGUGGAGCUGCCAAAGGAUCAAUCAUCACUGUGGGCAGCAUUGUAGGCAAAGUGGGAAACAUGGGACAGGUCAAUUACGCCGCCUCAAAAGCUGGAGUGGAGGGUUUAACCAGGACGGCCGCCAAGGAGCUCAGUAGGUUUGGGAUUCGAUGUAACUGUGUGUUGCCGGGGUUUAUAUCUACGCCCAUGACGGACAAAGUGCCUGAGAAGGUGAUCUUCAAGACUGGAGAACGGAGAUUGGAGGAGGACCGUCGAGAUCGUAGACAUUCUGCAGCACACUCAUUUCCAUCUUUAUUUCAAUGGUAAGCGUCACCUUUUUCCUUUUUUCACAACCUGCACUAACCUUCUUGGAACCUGUGUUGAUUUCUCUCACAAGAAAAUCUGCUGUGCGUCUGUCUUGUGGCAAAACAAAGAAACUGCGGCGCUGUCAUAAAACGUUGAAUUUCUAGCUUAUCGUUGGAUGUAGAAACAAAUGGCGAGUCAAAUUUUACGUCGGAUGUUGAAAAGAUCGUGUGUCGAAGUGAUCGUAUAUUGAGGUACUACUGUAUUAUUAUUUGUUUUUGCCAGGAAAUAUAUCGGUAGACCCGAGAAAAAGCAAUGUUACGCUGAAAAAUCUUCCCUUUCCAAAGUCUUACCUUCUCUCCUGGGGGUCCCAUGGCACCCUGAGGUCCUGGCAUUCCCUAUUGCAAAAAAACACAAACGCACCUGUUAAAUAUGUUGAAUACAACAAAGAUAUAAAAGUGUUGUUGUCCUACCUGAGUUCCUGAUGUCCCCUGCUGACCUGGAGGUCCGGGCUCACCUUGAGGACCCUAUUACCAGAAGAACAGUUGAGCAUGUCAACACGUGACUGAACACGAGGGUCGGAAAUUAAAGAGGUGGCAAGACACUGACCAGGUUGCCUUUGGGACCAACGGGUCCAUCGUUUCCUCGAACUCCCUAAGAGAAGGAAAGGAAAGCAGGGUCAGGGAAGUAUCUAAGCAGUUGUAACAAUAAGAUCAAAACUUGUGCCUCACAGGAGGUCCGGGAAUUCCUGGAGGACCUUUGGGGCCAAGCAAACCACGAGGUCCCUAGAAGAAAGCGAAAAAACAAAAAAAUCACACGUUAAAAGAAAAACUAGACAAUCUUGCAUGCUCUGAGAGCACCACAAAUUAUAGCCUCUGAAAUGAGCCUUUUCACUAAGCGGGUGCUAAGGGCAACAUCCUGUUUCCUACAAAUAAUCCAACUUGCAACAUAACCGUGUCUACAAGGGAUCCACUUUUGGGGACAUGCAUCGACGUAAAACACUUACUGCUUCACCGGGGAGACCUCUGGGUCCGACCUCGCCGUCAUCACCCUGAGGACACAGGCAAUGUCUUGGUUGGAAAAACGGGAAAAUAUCCUUCUGAUUUGAUAAAUGUCUAGAUUACUAUGUCUCUACCCUCUCGCCGUCCUCUCCUUGAGGUCCAGGGGGUCCCAAUGCUCCAGUGUCACCCUAUGGAAAAGAACAUGAUUAAGACUCAGAAUAUUAUGAUCUUGAAAUUGUCCGUCAUGCUUGCUAAAUGCUCACCCUGUGUCCUUUGUCGCCUGGCAAACCAGGAAGACCGUCAAAGCCACGAUCACCCUGUAGUGACGACCAAGAUGUUAAUGACUACCCAGAUUACUUCAGGCGUUGGAAUUGUUAAUGGUACUACCUUAGUACCGGGCUCUCCAGGCAUUCCCCGGGCUCCAUCAGCUCCGGCACGGCCCUGUCACACAUGGGCAGUUAGGAAAGCGGCCUUGUCGAGCAUGCCAUUUUGCUUCAAUUUUUCAAAUACUCACUCUCCUUCCUGCUUUGCCUGGAGGUCCCAUCAAACCUUGAGCUCCCCUGGGCCCCUUGAAGUGCACAGAGAAGGUUCAGGAUGCUGCUCUCAAAGAGGCGAAUGUCUCAUGUUUUUUGACAGUUCUUACCUGAGGACCGGGGUCUCCACUUUCUCCUUUUAGACCAUGACUUCCUGGAUUUCCCUGAAAGAAACAUAUGCAUUGUCUAUAGUUGAACUCAUAUGAAAUAACAUCUUUGAAUCAAAUGAGAUCCUUGGAGGUAUACCAGAGGUCCGGGACGUCCUGUGAAUCCCAUUGGUCCAGGAGGACCUUUCAAAGCCAUCUGCAAUGGACAGGAUAAUCGUAAUUAAUGACAAUGGCUAUGGAAGUUUAUUAGCAAAUAUAUAUAUUGUAGUUUGUAUAUGAUCACGCUAUGUCAGGGACAUGCUGCAAAAGAACCUCACUCUGGCUUGAGACAAGAUGGCAGCUGCUUGGGCUUCCUGUGCUGACACAACGGGACCUUUAUCUCCUCCACUCUGGCCAAAGCGGAACUGCAAAAGUGAAAAGGGAAAUAGCGUUUGGAUACAUAAGAGCUAAACUUGCCUUUUCGGAGCUCUGGCUUGAGUGAGAAAAACACAUUUAUCAAGUAUCUUCUGGUGAGGGAGUAACGUGCUGACUUUUCAAGCUGUUGGUGAAGGAAGCUUGAAAAGUCACAACAUGCUCCAAAAUGCCGCCAUGACGGACUUACAGGCAGCAUCACAGAGGAUCCAGGUGGUCCUGGAACUCCGUCAGCACCAGGUAGACCAGCCUUGCCAGGAGGUCCCUGCGACAUGAAGAAAGUAUGUUAGCCUGGUGCACAGAAAAUGAUUAAUGCCUAUGCACACUCACCCUCUCUCCGGGGUCACCGACAGAACCAGGAGGACCGGAGCUACCAGGGGGGCCGGUAGGACCCUGAAAGAGAGCGGGGGAACACUUAAAAGAAAGUAUUUUUUGUGAGGGACAAUGAUGCAAAGUUAUGAACUCACAGCAGGUCCUUCAGGUCCAGGAGGUCCCUCGAUAAGCAUACCCUGCAGAUAAGGUUCUACAUGUAAAUGGGGCUCAAUUUAAGAAAUAUUGAAUCACAUUUGACUCAAAUUUACAGUAAUGGUUUAAGGCAGAACCCAGUGACAAUGUCGUUAACAAAAAACAUCAAAGAUAGCAAUAGAGUAUACUCACAGGCUCGAGCACGGCAGGCUCUCCUUUCUCACCCUUCAUUCCUCUGUAGGCUCCCUGAGGACAAACAAACAAUAGCCAGCGACACGCCAGUCAGUAUGACACCGACACAAGACGUUACACUCUCACAUGGAAACAGGAAACCAUCCGUAUUCUGUACCUGCUUCUUUGCACAACGCCCCGUGAGGUGCUGCAGCCUCACCACACUGACUAAACUUGUGAUUGGUUUGUAACCAAUAACAGGGCACUUUAGAGACACUCACGUUCACACCAACACUGAGUGGCAAGUGAAUACACAACGCUGCACAGAAGUCAUGCAAGUAACCCAUUGACUUCUUGCGCGAAAACCUGGUAGUGCUGCAAACAAACUUAUUUUCCUCCGCUGACCGUUCUGCGUCUUAGCAGCUCUACAUGUGAACUAGGUGACAUAAAGAGCAUCACCAGCAGACAGCGCAAGAAUUGAUGCACUCUCAGAUGGCUUUUUAUGCACCACAUACAUAUUUCAACCAGUGAUGUGAGGACAGAAUCUUGCCAAGGUCCUCAAUGUUUGAGUAUUUGAAUCUUGGAUUCCACUUCUGACACCAAAUGUUGUGACUAAUAUUUUAUAUGUUCACAAAACAAAAACUGGAAAGCACAAAUAUUUGUCUACUGAAGCAUCUUUGGGACUCAAUGGGUAAAUCAACAGGAAUUUGUGACACUUUAGAUGGCAAGUACAAACUGACAAAUUCUGCCACUCACAGUUGGUUGAAAUGAUUAUUUCUUGCAUCUAAAGCAAAAUUACUUACGUCUGCCUCGUCUGUCACAGCGGACAGGGCGGGGCCAAUACCGGCUUCCUCCUUUCGGGCCUCAGGCAUGGGCUCGCUGUAUUCCGCAUAGGAAUAGUCGUAUUCCCUCGUUCCCACAUCUCCGGUCACAUACUCCUCGGUGAAGGGCUCCUCAACAACACCUUGUGUCUUGGUAGAGUCCACCUCCUCCCCCGCCAAGGCUGUGUCCACCGGUGUCUGCUUUGAGGUCCAAGCAAACCGUAUGGAAGGGGAAUAUGAACCCAGCGAGGGCAGUAGGAAGAAGGAGUGUUGUUUGUCAGGAGGGAAAGUUAGUGACAGAAGAGAGUGAAAGAGAAUAUAACGUAAGAAUGAGUCUUACCUUGUAAAAUAAGACGCAAACAAACAAAAGUCAUCAACAAUCAUAUUCUCACUUUUGUCUUUUUUGGGAGAUUAGCAUGUUUCCAACAAAGAAUGUCGGAGCUUCCAAAAACGUGCCUUCGAUCUAGAUAUGGAAGGCUCACACGACAUUAACUGAGGGAAACAUUUUGCCUCGGUCGACUGAUGGCUUCAGUCAUAACUUACCCUUCAAAAGGACUUACGCAAGGCCGGUGAACAAAAACCAAUCUAUCGUUAAACCUUGUGUUUGGCUAAAUAUGCGGAUAUUGCAGAGUUCAGUUGCUUAAGAACCAGAGACAAAGUUAAUAACACAACGAGUGAACUACAAGAAACGCACCACAUAUGUGGGUGCUCUUUAGUUCACUGAGAGCUUCCGUCAAACACCAAUGCACCACAUUUGGUUCCCCUUUUGUCACAAGACAUUUGUUGUCAACCCCACCGAGAUGACGAUCAAAUUAAGUCUUGGUGUUAAGGAAAAAGGGGACACCUUGUUAAAAUGUCAAUGUGGCGUAUGGUCCUUGGACAGGAGGCUUCUCUUCAAGUGGUCUUGUCUGGCGGUGGCAGCGCCAACAAAACUGUUGUGAAGUGUGAGUUACACAGUGGAAAGUAUGAGAGUAAACUACAAUACUGGGGUCACCAUUACAAUUCUCCUAAAUUUCAGAUUUUUAAGGAUUAGACUUGGUGGAUCCCUUUUUAAUAAGUGGUAUAAUACCGUUCACGAGGUCGUUGAUGUGUGUGUUACCUGCGUGGGGAUCUGCUCUUGUGCGACCACCUCACCCUCGGACUCUGGCAGUGUCUCCUCAUAGAAAUAAUCGGUCUCUGUGUUGGUGUUCCCAGCUUCGGAAUAUUCAGUGUCUACAUCCUGAUUGGUCGAGUGGGCAGAAAAGGGGGGAGCAGGGAGGAAGUAAGCAGAUUUGACCGGAAGAGCGAAGGUUAGUUCAAAGUCUGCUUGUGAGUGAUGAGUUUUAAGAAGAGAACACAACAGCAUUGUGGUUGUCUCGGUGGCAACUCACAUGUUUAACAAACAUUUGGGAAAAGAAAUGUCAGCCGCCCACCGACUAUAAACAUUGCCGCGUGCAAUGUUUAGGAAGUCGUCAAGACUCAGAUGACAUUUAUUUUCACUUUAUCGCAGGACAACCUACGGGGUUUGUUAGCGGGGGCUGGCUUACAAGAGCCAACGUUCAUCCAAGGAGAACGAAACAUCGCAAGUGAUGCUUUAGGAUGUUAGCAGCGCUCACGACCAGCAAACAACCCCUUAAAGAAAACAGCCUCACAGAACAAAUUUCCAUGUAUCAAGUCAGCUUCACAGAGGAAGCCAAGACUUUGGGAGAUUUGUGUGAGGCUGCUUUGUUCACAUGAUCAGAAGAAAAGCGCUUGUUGAAGAGAGGCGAACAAUAGAACAUGACAGCGCGAGGUAAUGUUGUAUUGUGUGGAGAGCGCCACUGUGUGUGUCGCCUGAGAUCGCUUUUGCUUUUCAUCAGUCCAUGCCAUAUUUACUUGACUGGCGUGCCAACGCCUUCCCGACAGGAGGUCCAGUUUGCACAGCUCGGAGGGAAGAAUGAACGUGCACAGUGAACCAUGCUUCAAUGUGCAACGUUGUAGUAUAUCAUAUGGACAAGCUGGCCGCACAGUGAAGCGCAUAUGAUACAUUUAACAACAACCCUCGCAUCUUGAAGGUCAGACUGUACACCACAGAAGCAGAAGGUGGAAAAAGCUGACCUUCAGAUGGCGCAGGCAGGACAUUCCGACCCAAACUAGAGUCGUACCUGUUGGUAACCGUUGUCAAAUUUCUUGGGAACUCCAGUGCCACUCAGCGCGGUCUUGUCAAAUGGUGGGAAAGGUUUGUGCAUGGACUUGAUGUUGAUAUCCACCACGGACUUGGACUUGGUGGGUCUUGGUGGGGUGGGCCGGACAGGAGCCGCAGUGGUGAGUACCUUCUUCACGACGGACAACUUCUCCACCACCGUAUUCAUGGCUUUACCGGCCGUAGGCUUGACAAGGGGGACUUUAGAGACCACCGAUUUUACUUUGACUUCUGACUUGACUUGAGACGUUUUAGAUGCUUUUGUGGGCUCAGCCUUUGCUGCUUUUGUGGCCUUGGGCGCUUUGGUAGCUUCUACUUUGGAAGCGGAUGUCGCCGCACUCACAAUAGUCUUCUCUAUUUUGACAACAGUCUUUGUUUUUGUAGUGGUUUCGCUUUUUGCGCCUUUCUUUUCUACCACAGUAACUUUGCUGUUGCUAGUAGCUUUAGCCUCACUGCUAGCUUUGUUCUCGGUUUUUCCGUUAACUUUGACCUUGACUUCUUUCACCUCGGCGCUUGUUUUCCCAUUGGCCUUGGACGCUGCUUUCUUCUCAUUGGAAGACUUUCCAAUACUGCUGACUGUCUUGUCUACGACCACCUUUCCGUUUACUUUGACCUCGGAUGACGCUUUAGUGGUUUUCACCACAACAGAUUUUCCAUUGGCCUUCUUCUCAGCCACAACUUUAGCGCUCUUAGUUGGGGCAGUUGUAGUCUUCACCUUAGCAGCCGAUGUAGUCUUGAUCUUUGACAAGAAGACAGCGGUGGCAGUGGGCUUGGCAGUGGGCUUAGAUUUUGGUGGUUUAGCUGAAGUCUUGGGCGCUUUGUUGGGAAUAGGAGGCUUGACUACUUUGAAGGACCCGCCCUUUGCUGGCUUAGCUGGGGUAGGUUUGGCUUUGACAAGAGAGGCUUUGGUGGGGGUGGCUUUUCCAUUUGUCUUCUACCACCCAAAUUUAUAGUGUGGUUGAGGUGUUGGUUUUGUGCAAGCGUGGUGGCAAAGACACAGAGAGGAGGAGGAGAUGCACAGGUUUGGGAGGGGGACAGAAGGGGAGAGAAAGACAAGAGUGGCUGUGUUGAGAAACAAUGACAUCAAGAUUGCAAAGGAUUGGAUUAUUUACUGAGACUGCACAGGCAUUACUGGAUACAGCAGAGUCCUUAUUUUUCAUUUGAAACAAUCAGAAGCACAUAAGACAUUCAAUUUGAUAUCAUUGAUCUCAGUGACUGAUUUCUCCAGUAAUGCCAUUCUCAACAUGAAACAACGAAGCAGUGUCGUUGGCCUAAUCAUAACCGAGCCGGUUGUUGAGCAAAGGUGUGUAGGGUGUGGCUGUCUCUGUGUAUAAAAAUUCUCAAAUGCUCUCACAGUACGAACUCAUACCAUGGUGGCUAGUUAGUCACCCAAAGCAUGCAAACAGUAAAAAUUAGCCUUUGUUGACUGGCCCAAAGAAUCAAUGCAUCUUCUGUUGGUCAACCUAUGUUUUUUAAUGUUUUCUUGAAUUGAAUUUGGAUUGGAAACAAAAUAGAACUGAUCCAUCAAAGUGGACCACAUUUGAUGGCAGAGAUGAGAGCGACACUCCUAGUUUAGCCACGCCCCUUUUCACCUCUGUAACAACCCAGCCAUGUGGACACAUCAAUACACAUGACGUGAAUAACACAAGAAAAACAACAAGCAGCAACAUCAAUUUGUUGAGGUGCGGUGGAUAUGAGCGGUCAGUGCGCCUGCCGAUUCCUCCUCUUAUUUGGGAUAUUCAUGGUUGUCCAAGUCCUCAUCAAAGCACUGGUUGGCAGGAUUAGGGAGGAAAAAAGUAGAUGAAGUUGGAAGGAGAGGAACAACCAAGAGGCUUUAUUCGUCAUUCCUCGGAGCAGAGAAAAUUUUGAAAUGUUCUCGAUUAAUGAGCGAGUGAACAUAUUAAUAGUUAUAUAAACCUCACCCACAACUGGAUAAAAAGUGAAUACAUGUAGUUUAUUAUUUUUCGUUGUUUGGAAUGAAUAAAACUGUGAGGCUCAGCCAUCUUCAUGACAAAAAAAAAGUACUCCACCCAACCACAACCGCAGGAGGACCACAAGAAGGUGAGGAGGAAAGUGAUGCUAAUGGCUGAGGAGAAGUUUAGGGAGGUCUAGAUGGUAAGGGAAAGAAUUUGGAGAACAGCACUUUGAUGACCCAUCAAAACCCUCAGAACUUGAUUUGUUAAUUCUGAGGCUUUGACAUGGACUCUGGCAUUGGGUUUCAUCCCAAAUUAAGAAGUAAGAUUAGCUCUGUGUAUAUCUCAGUUAUUGAGGUCAGAGUAAUCCACAAACAUUGGAGGCAAUGGAGACAACUGCACUGCCUGUCAUGGCCCCGAAAGUGCCCUCCCCCCAAAGGAACAAACCCACCGGAGAAACAUUCAACAGUCUUCAACAAUCGAAAAGGUUCCAGUUGUCUCCAUUCAACAUUUGUGGAUAAGAGGAGAUCAUUCCUGUUUUUAAACAUACUGAAAGUGUUCUCAUUUCAUUUCAAUCAGUUCUGUUCAGGUUGCCGGAUCAAGACAAUGUUUGCUAAAUGCUCAAAUAUCUGCUUUUGGUACUCACAUAUGUGUUGGGGUCCUGCGCCUGCGUCUUGGGCAGGGGGGAGUCGCAAUCGGGGCUGUAGUGCUCACAGAAGUCAUAGGCGGCCUGAGCGUUGGAGGCGAUCAGCAGCUGCUGAAUGUCUCCCUGAAUGGCAACACAUCCGAAACAAAGAUCAACAGAGAAGACACCCCCAGCCCUGGCCACUAGUGGGGAACAAAGCUCCUCACCUGGAACACUUCCUCGUCGAGCAGGCGGGCUCCGAACACGGUGAUACCGUUGGUGUCCACCUCGGCGUUGUUGCUGCGGGACAAAGGUCGGGUCAUCUUCUUCUUGCAGUCCAGAAGCAGGGUCACAUUUUUCUUGGACACUGAAAUUGCGAUGCGAUGCCACCUGCGAGUAGGAGGAGAAAGCCAUGAGUCAAGAAAUGUGACAAAAUAUAAACACGGUAGCUACUAUACAGAUAUGGAGUGCCAAAUACUGUAACUAGGGUUAUAUGAGAGCAAGAUUUUAUGGGAAGUGACUUGGCCCGACUUGUACCAAGGGACGUUAUUAGAACUUGAACAUUGAGACUCUCUACCUAAUUAUGACUUUCUUCCACCUCUGUUAUCAAUCCCCUCAACACAAAUAAUUCGGCGCUGUUUACUGACUUGCCAUCAGCCAGGUUGACGCCUUUGAAAAGCGGGUAAUCCUCAGGGGCUGGCUUGCCGUGCUGGUCCUCGUACAGGAAGACGGGUGAGCGGCCGAGCUCGAUACCCAACUGCUGGACUCCCUGCUCGCUAUAAAUAGAGAGGAGGAAGGCCUGGAGACCGGCGUGGGCCUUCACCAGGGCCAUGAUGGAGAAGUUCUCUGGGAAACGACCUGCAAUUGACGAGAUGCAAAUAAACUGUUUGGUCCUAGGAAUUACAAGUUCAAUUAUG
Messenger RNA from Corythoichthys intestinalis (scribbled pipefish), 9843 nucleotides. RefSeq names its product hydroxysteroid (17-beta) dehydrogenase 8 (gene hsd17b8). Gene Ontology annotation, molecular function: oxidoreductase activity, acting on the CH-OH group of donors, NAD or NADP as acceptor. The record is from RefSeq and is a predicted model, not a curated record. The transcript has 7 exons. Bases 26 to 742 code for a protein of 238 amino acids. Lineage: Eukaryota; Metazoa; Chordata; Actinopteri; Syngnathiformes; Syngnathidae.